Molecule: messenger RNA, 729 nt
Organism: Vanderwaltozyma polyspora DSM 70294
Lineage: Eukaryota; Fungi; Ascomycota; Saccharomycetes; Saccharomycetales; Saccharomycetaceae
Gene: FOL2
Product: GTP cyclohydrolase I
Exons: 1
Coding region: 1-729 (242 amino acids)
Biological process (GO): tetrahydrobiopterin biosynthetic process; tetrahydrofolate biosynthetic process
Cellular component (GO): cytoplasm
Molecular function (GO): GTP binding; GTP cyclohydrolase I activity; zinc ion binding
Source: RefSeq, a predicted model, not a curated record
AUGUCUAAAGAUAAUGAUUUGUCUAUUCCUAGGACUGAGACUCCUUUGAAGACUAAACCUUCCCAGCCAUAUACGUUGAUUGCUCCAGUGGAGGCAGAUGGAUUUUCUUGGCCAAGUCUUGGGUCGAGGGUACGUGCUGAUGAGGAUGAAGAACAAGAGAAACAGAGGGUUGGACGUAUAGCAGAUGCAGUUAAGGUGAUCUUGGAGGAAUUAGGUGAAGAUGUCACUAGAGAGGGCCUUUUAGAUACUCCUCAGAGGUAUGCUAAAGCCAUGCUUUAUUUCACCAAGGGCUAUCAAACGAAUAUUAUGGAUGAUGUUAUUAAGAAUGCAUUGUUCGAAGAGGAUCAUGAUGAAAUGGUUAUAGUUAGAGAUAUCGAGAUUUUUUCUUUAUGUGAGCACCAUUUGGUUCCAUUCUUUGGUAAAGUGCAUAUUGGUUAUAUUCCUAAUAAGAAAGUUUUGGGUUUGAGUAAGCUUGCCAGAUUAGCAGAGAUGUAUGCUAGAAGAUUGCAAGUCCAAGAGAGAUUGACUAAACAGAUUGCAAUGGCUCUAAGAGACAUUCUGAAACCAAUCGGUGUCGCUGUGGUGAUAGAGGCUACCCAUAUGUGCAUGGUUUCUAGAGGUAUCCAAAAGACCGGUUCCUCUACUGUCACCUCCUGUGUGUUGGGUGCCUUUAGAGCUCAUAAGACAAGGGAAGAAUUCUUGAGUUUGUUAUCAAAGAGAAGCAUUUGA